This is a messenger RNA of Phytophthora sojae, 1308 nucleotides long. RefSeq lists its product as hypothetical. NCBI's taxonomy places the organism in Eukaryota, Oomycota, Peronosporomycetes, Peronosporales, Peronosporaceae. The coding region runs from base 1 to 1308 and encodes 435 amino acids. The record is from RefSeq and is a predicted model, not a curated record. The transcript has a single exon.
AUGUUUAAUCCAGGCAAGUACUCAAGCAAUGACAUCGAACGCUUCAAGGGAAUAUGCACGCGAAGAGAACCCGGCAGGGCGCAGCACCAGCUGCGCGAGGGCUCCGAUGAUGAAUGGAAAAUCAUUCAAGGUCUAGCAGAAGGCAGCAUUGUCAGCAGGCGUCUGCCGGAUUUCAUCAGAAGUAUUCUAGACUCUCAAGAGCGGCUGCGUCUGUACAGCACGAUUCAAGCGCAGGUUGAAGGGGAGCUCAUGUUUGUUUUGAACGGCUAUACGGGCGUGCGCGUAAGCCGCCAGCACACACGUGCGCUCCAAGAAGACAUUCUGCUCGCAGCCGAGCGGGCUAAUGUGAAUUUGACGGAGCUGCAUGGGUUGCUAAGUCAAACCAAAACGAUAAGCUUCAACAGGGUCAAGAAGUCAAUCCAUUUCUUCUUUUUUGAUCGCGCGACAGCUGCGAGGCAUGCACUGACACCAGUGCCGUUCAAAGGAAGAGUGUACCGCUUGAUGAACGUACACGGGCCCGACCGCGGAACCCCGUGGGAGCGCCAGUUAGGACGCGCUGGUGUUAGUAUGAGCCCGCCAACGGGAUACGAAGUCUGUCUAUACAACAUCACGCGCUUCAUGGACAUCGGACGACUGACAGCCUUUUCUAAAAAGCACAGUCAGGCCGAAUUCGACUUCGAGGAUCUUGAUGCCUGCACGCCGAACUCUCGCACUUCUACAGCGUGGAAAGUAACAUUCAAAUUAGCAGGAUGCCCAGAAUUCCUGCGGGGAAUCCAACGAAUCAUUUGGUUCGGGGCAAGCAAUGUGAUCAAGCACCCGGCUGUAGGUCGUCGCCUGCAGUGUCUACGUUGCGGGCAGCUAGGACACACUCUCGCGCGGUGCAACUACACGGACGACCAUUUAAGAGGGCAAGGAGGACUGGUGGCUUGUGAAGAGGAGGUGAUCAAUCUCGUGGACCUAGCCAAACCGUACGGCAACAUGAAGGAAAUGAAGGAGGCAGCAGCAAAAUGUUUGCGCCUGCACCAGCAAGCGGAACGAGCAGAGGAAGAAGCCGUGAGUCCGACGGCGAAUGGCCACGAAGUGGAGCUCGGAAGACCGCAGCGAGAUCUCGAACCGGCGGCCGAUCAGGCAGGAGAGCCGAAAGGAGAUCACCACCGAGAAGAAGCCAGCCAGCAACAGCAGGCACCUACGCCCAAGCCUCAACCCAAAUGGGUAACAGUCAAGCUGAAAGGAGGACGGACCUUGUUCGCCCACAGGGCAGCCCUGGACCAGAAAAUAAGGCAGCGCACUCGCGAUAUGACGUCCUAG